This is a messenger RNA of Scedosporium apiospermum, 1128 nucleotides long. RefSeq lists its product as uncharacterized. The record is from RefSeq and is a predicted model, not a curated record. The transcript has 2 exons. NCBI's taxonomy places the organism in Eukaryota, Fungi, Ascomycota, Sordariomycetes, Microascales, Microascaceae. The coding region runs from base 1 to 1128 and encodes 375 amino acids.
AUGGCUUCGUCCACUGGCAAAGCGGGACUUAUCCCCCCUAGUGAAGAUGGCGAUGCCCUCGAUCAAGUCGCGCGUGCUGUCCUCGACGACAUCCUUUACAACAUCAUCCAAGACCUCCUAAGCAAAACCCACAUGGAAGAAAAACUUGCCCGGGCGACGACGGCCUCAAUCCGUGUCGAGAAGCUCGCCGCAGACGCCGCGGACGGUAGCGGCGACUCGAAACCCGACGUACGAAUCGAGACCGACGCAGCGAUAUACGAAGACGGUAAAGUGAUGCUCAAAGGGAACCCGCUUAAGACGACCAAGGAUAUCCUAUGCCCGCGUUGCCAUCUCCCACGCCUCUUGUACCCGACCGAUGGUAAAGGUGCGCGGAAGCCAGAUCCUAGCGGCAUUUAUUGCAAGAAGCAUCCUUAUAUCGACAAACCCGGCUACGACAUUUACGGCCAAACUUGGGUUCCCCAGGGCCCAGGUAGAGGAAAGAAGAAGAAGGACAUGGAGAAGAAGCUCGACGAGACGGGAGCACCCGAACAACGGCCUGCAAACGUGCUUUCGUUCCCGUCCGCCACAUGCAGUAAAUGCAAGCGCUGCAUCCUCGUCACAAGGCUCAACAAUCACAUGGGUGCGUGUAUUGGAAAUAGUGGACGGAAUGCUAGCAGGGCCGCUGCUCAAAAAAUCAGCAACGGCAGUAAUGCCAAUAGCCAAGAUGCAACGCCUCCUUCGAGCCAGAAAGGCACUCCAAGGCCCGGCUCGAGAGCGACGAGUCCAAAGAAGCGAGACGCCGAGCACGUGGAAGAUGAAGAGGACUCUGAGACUAACCAUAAGAAGAAGAAGCUGAAGCCGUCAGUGCCAGCCGUCAAGAUUAAGAUAAAACCGCCCAAGCCGUCUACGCUUGGCGGAAAGAAGGCCAGGCCAAGUUCCAACUUGAGCAUUGAGCACAAGCUAGAUGGCCCGCAGAAAAAGGGCUUGGACGCCGUGCCAGCAAAGAAGGCGAACCCUAAGGCACCCUCACCUCUGAAGAAGGGUAACAAGCUUAUGAACAAGGCGCUUCUCUCGUCCCCGGCGAAGAAUGGCAGGGAUGCCGAGGUCGCGUCGGAAUCGUCGGGCACGAUGUCUUCCCCUCCCCGUUAG